This is a messenger RNA of Gloeophyllum trabeum ATCC 11539, 945 nucleotides long. RefSeq lists its product as uncharacterized. The coding region runs from base 1 to 945 and encodes 314 amino acids. The record is from RefSeq and is a predicted model, not a curated record. The transcript is spliced from 5 exons. NCBI's taxonomy places the organism in Eukaryota, Fungi, Basidiomycota, Agaricomycetes, Gloeophyllales, Gloeophyllaceae.
AUGUCCAACUUCAUACAGACCUUACCAGCCUUAGCAAUACCCAUUCCAUUAAGCCCUUUGAAUAUCCACCCCGCUAUUUAUCCUCGGAAAGCCGUCGUCGAGUAUAGAGAUGGCAAGAUCGCAAUAAUCGACUCUGUUACCCUUCAAUUUAUAGCCCAAGGACCCGCAUCAGAUGGAAGCGGCUCGGCUUUCUCUAUUGCAGCAAUCCUAUGGCUUCUCUUCGCUUUCGUUAAUGGCGUACCUCUCGCCAUUGCUGGAAUUCGUGGAUGGCGUGUGACUGUUGCUGCCGCCAUAGGUCUGUCACUAGCAGUAUGCGGUUGGGCUGCUAUCAUCAAUACGAUGGGCGUUCCGGACAUAUCGGAUGAGGCCAUCACUCUCAUAGUCUUCGGAAUGUACGCCGGGGGUUUCAGCCUCGGCUUCUUCGAUUUCGCGCGAAUAGCAGGAAUAACUCUGCUCGGCCUCGGCGGGGGAGCAGCGACGGGGAUCCGUCUCGCACUUCUACGAGCCAACCUCCUAAUCCCAGUGUUUUUUGUUAACUGGAUGGUCGUCGCGUUAACAGGGGUGAUCGGAGGGCUCUUAGUGAUAACAAAGCAGCGCGUUGCAAUAACACUUUGCUCUGCGUCUUCUGGGACGUUCCUGACCGCCCUUGGCGUCGAUCUGCUCCUAAAUAAGCAGACCGGAAUGAGUCGUGGCUUGCGAUUUUUAUUCGACAGAAAUUCAGCUCAUCUUGCAGAUCUGAUCGGCAACGGAUACCAGCCUCCCAUAACUACUGUGAUAAUUCUGGGCGCUUCAUUGGCGGUCACUCCCUUGGCCGCAUACGCACAGCACAAGAUCUUCCCGGCACCCUUUGACCGAAGACCAAUGGAAAAAGAUAUAGAGGAUCUGAAGAGUCCAGAUGGGUUGAAUAGAACGCAGUCUCAGCCCAAUAGUAGGUUCAGUGUAUGA